AUGAACAAGGAAAAGGAUAAUUUGCGGAAAGUAGCUUUAAAAAUUUGGUCUGAGAGGUUGAAGAAUGCGGAUUUUGUUUUAAGAACGGUUUCCGCGAUUAUGCCGGUUUUUGACGCUUGGUUGACAAGGCGCCAUGUCUUUUUAUCUUUCCGUUUGGUGCAGGUAUUUCAGGCUAUUGCUGCAUGUUACCAUUGCAGUAGUAAUGACGAUUCUUCGGAGCAUACAUUAGAAGCUUGUCCUGCUUGGUCUGUUGAACGCAAUGCCUUGGAUGGAAGGAUGGAAGGCGAUGCUCGCUUUCUGUAA
Molecule: messenger RNA, 303 nt
Organism: Leptosia nina
Lineage: Eukaryota; Metazoa; Arthropoda; Insecta; Lepidoptera; Pieridae
Source: the annotation of a GenBank genome assembly